AUGAACGGCCUGACGCUGAGCGAGCUGUGCUGCCUCUUCUGCUGUCCGCCCUGUCCGGGGCGGAUCGCCGCCAAGUUGGCCUUCCUCCCGCCGGAGCCCACCUACUCGGUGAGCGCCGACCCGAACAACCAGUCGAAGUUCAUGCUGAAGCUCUCGGAACGGGCCGACUGGCAGUACAACCAGCGGGAGCUGGACGCCUUUGAGGUCUUCUACGCCACCUCGUCGCGCGGCAAUCGAAUCGCCUGUAUGCACAUUCGCGCGACGGCCAACCCCAAGUUCACGAUUCUGUUCAGCCACGGGAACGCCGUCGACCUGGGCCAGAUGAGCAGCUUCUACCUCGGCCUGGGCACCCGCAUCAACUGCAACAUCUUCAGCUACGACUACUCGGGCUACGGGGCCAGCACGGGGAAGCCCUCGGAGAAGAACCUGUACGCCGACAUCAACACCGCCUGGACGUCGAUGCGCACCAAGUUCGGCAUCAGCCCGGACAAGAUUAUCCUCUACGGACAGAGCAUCGGCACGGUGCCCACCGUCGACCUCGCCUCACGCUACGAAGUCGGCGCUGUCAUUCUUCACAGUCCCCUAAUGAGUGGCCUUCGCGUGGCGUUUCCCAAUACGAAGCGGUCCUGGUUCUUUGAUGCCUUUCCAAGUAUCGACAAGAUUCCGAAGAUCAACUCGCCGGUGCUGGUGAUUCACGGCACCGAGGACGAGGUGAUUGACUUCUCCCACGGCGUGGCCAUCUACGAGCGCUGCCCCAAGGCGCUGGAGCCGCUGUGGGUGCAGGGGGCGUCGCACAAUGACGUGGAGCUGUACUGCCAGUACCUGGACCGGCUGAAGCACCUCAUCACCGUCGACCUGGCGCCCACCAGCUCGUAG
Messenger RNA from Rhagoletis zephyria (snowberry fruit fly), 876 nucleotides. NCBI's taxonomy places the organism in Eukaryota, Metazoa, Arthropoda, Insecta, Diptera, Tephritidae. The record is from RefSeq and is a predicted model, not a curated record.